AUGGUUGCGGCAGAGAAGCCCGGAAAGUUUUCUAGCAUAGACUUUAAACGCUGGCAACAGAAAAUGUUCUUCUACUUAACAACCCUCAAUCUGCAAAAAUUUAUUACUGAGGAGGUUCCUGUUCUACCAGAAGAGACUCCGCACAACGAAUGUUUCAUCGUGACGGAGGCAUGGAAUCAUUCUGAUUUUCUAUGUAAAAAUUAUAUUCUCAAUGGGUUGGAUGAUGGUCUAUAUAAUGUCUAUAGCGGUUGUAAGACGUCUAAGGAAUUAUGGAAUGCUUUGGACAAGAAAUAUAAGACCGAGGAUGCUGGGUUGAAAAAGUUUGUUGCUGCGAAGUUCUUGGACUUUAAAAUGGUUGCGGCCUUUAUUGAAAAAUUGUCGCCUCUGUGGAAGGAUUUUAAAAACUACUUAAACCACAAACGUAAGGAAAUGACAUUAGAAGAUCUAAUCGUCCGUCUUAGAAUUGAGGAAGACAACAGAUCUGCUGAGAAGAAGGACAAUGGCAAACAAGAAAUAAUGGGGGGAAACAUCGUUGAAACUACCCUUACAAGUUCAAAGAAAAGGAAGCGGGCUUCUGGAGGGAAGAAUGUUCCAAGCAAGAAGAAAUUCAAAGGAAGUUGUUACAAUUGCGGCAAAAUUGGACACAUGGCUUUAGACUGUCGUGCUCCAAAAAAGGAUAAGGAGAAGAAGAAAGGUCAAGCCAAUAUGGAUGAAAUGAAUAAUGAAGUGGAUAAUCUAUGUGCCAUGUUGUCCGAAUGCAACUUGCUUCAGGUAGAUGACGAUACUUAG
This is a messenger RNA of Lycium barbarum (goji berry), 789 nucleotides long. RefSeq lists its product as uncharacterized. The record is from RefSeq and is a predicted model, not a curated record. Bases 1 to 789 code for a protein of 262 amino acids. NCBI's taxonomy places the organism in Eukaryota, Viridiplantae, Streptophyta, Magnoliopsida, Solanales, Solanaceae. Gene Ontology annotation, molecular function: nucleic acid binding; zinc ion binding. The transcript has 3 exons.